AUGGCUGGACAUAGUGUCCAGGUCUACUACGGUAUGGCUGGACAUAUUGUCCAGGUCUACUACGGUAUGGCUGGACAUAUUGUCCAGGUCUACUACUGUAUGGCUGGACAUAUUGUCCAGGUCUACUACUGUAUGGCUGGACAUAUUGUCCAGGUCUACUACUGUAUGGCUGGACAUAUUGUCCAGGUCUACUACGGUAUGGCUGGACAUAUUGUCCAGGUCUACUAUGGUAUGGCUGGACAUAUUGUCCAGGUCUACUACGGUAUGGCUGGACAUAUUGUCCAGGUCUACUACGGUAUGGCUGGACAUAUUGUCCAGGUCUACUACGGUAUGGCUGGACAUAGUGUCCAGGUCUACUACGGUAUGGCUGGACAUAUUGUCCAGGUCUACUACGGUAUGGCUGGACAUAUUGUCCAGGUCUACUACGGUAUGGCUGGACAUAUUGUCCAGGUCUACUACGGUAUGGCUGGACAUAUUGUCCAGGUCUACUACGGUAUGGCUGGACAUAUUGUCCAGGUCUACUACGGUAUGGCUGGACAUAUUGUCCGGGUCUACUACGGUAUGGCUGGACAUAUUGUCCAGGUCUACUACGGUAUGGCUGGACAUAGUGUCCAGGUCUACUACGGUAUGGCUGGACAUAUUGUCCAGGUCUACUACGGUAUGGCUGGACAUAUUGUCCGGGUCUACUACGGUAUGGCUGGACAUAUUGUCCAGGUCUACUACGGUAUGGCUGGACAUAGUGUCCAGGUCUACUACGGUAUGGCUGGACAUAUUGUCCAGGUCUACUACGGUAUGGCUGGACAUAUUGUCCAGGUCUACUACGGUAUGGCUGGACAUAUUGUCCAGGUCUACUACGGUAUGGCUGGACAUAUUGUCCAGGUCUACUACGGUAUGGCUGGACAUAUUGUCCAGGUCUACUACGGUAUGGCUGGACAUAUUGUCCAGGUCUACUACGGUAUGGCUGGACAUAAUGUCCAGGUCUACCACAGUAUGGCUGGACAUAUUGUCCAGGUCUACUACGGUAUGGCUGGACAUAUUGUCCAGGUCUGCCACAGUGUGGCAUGA
Molecule: messenger RNA, 1065 nt
Organism: Procambarus clarkii (red swamp crayfish)
Lineage: Eukaryota; Metazoa; Arthropoda; Malacostraca; Decapoda; Cambaridae
Source: RefSeq, a predicted model, not a curated record